This is a messenger RNA of Aspergillus heteromorphus CBS 117.55, 402 nucleotides long. RefSeq names its product 40S ribosomal protein eS24. Gene Ontology annotation, biological process: translation. Gene Ontology annotation, molecular function: structural constituent of ribosome. The transcript is spliced from 3 exons. Bases 1 to 402 code for a protein of 133 amino acids. Lineage: Eukaryota; Fungi; Ascomycota; Eurotiomycetes; Eurotiales; Aspergillaceae. The record is from RefSeq and is a predicted model, not a curated record. Gene Ontology annotation, cellular component: ribosome.
AUGGCCGACGCUCCCGUUACCCUGCGGACUCGCAAGUUCAUCCGCAACCCCCUGCUUGCUCGCAAGCAGAUGGUCGUGGAUGUCCUCCACCCCAACCGCGCCAACGUUUCCAAGGACGAGCUCCGCGACAAGCUCGCCGACCUGUACAAGUCCAACAAGGACCAGGUCUCCGUCUUCGGUUUCCGCACCCAGUACGGUGGUGGUAAGAGCACCGGCUUCGCUCUCAUCUACGACUCCCAGGAGGCCCUGAAGAAGUUCGAGCCCCUCUACCGCCUGGUCCGCAUCGGUGCCGGUGUCAAGGUCGAGAAGCCCAGCAGACAGCAGCGCAAGCAACGGAAGAACCGCUCCAAGAAGUUCCGCGGUACCGCCAAGACCAAGGGCCCCAAGAAGAGCAAGGACUAA